CUUGCAUUGAUAUUGCCGGAGUCGCAGAUCCACGGGUCUGACUUACUAUCAUACGUUUCGUACAUAGAAAUACAUGCAGCUUUUUUUUCUCGUUUUCUCAUUGCGAAUUUGAUUUUGUAUUUUUCUAUUUCAUUCAUAUUUUGUCUCUCUAUUGCAUGAAUCCUCUCUAGACAUAUUCGUCUUGCGCACUUAGAAGUAAUACCAAAAACUAGACUUCACUUUAGAAACUCCGAAAAUUUCGAAAUGUCCACCCUCAAAGACUCGAUCAAUGGCGUAGCCUCUUCUGUCGCUGUCAUAGUACCCUCCAAACCGGCCCCGUUGAAGGCGACCUACCUAGACCUCGUAGCAGAAUGCUCCUCCUUCCAGCGCAAGCUCGCUGCCAUCGGCAUUACUCACCGCUCUCCAGUCUCGAUCGCGACAGUAAACUCGUACGAAUUCAUCGUCUCGUUCCUAGCUACCUCGUGGCAGCGCGGCAUUGCCGCUCCCCUAAACCCGGCUUAUAAGCAGGAAGAGUUCGAGUUUUAUAUCGAAGACAUUAAAUCUGCCAUUGUGCUUGUGCCGAAAGGGGCGUACCAAGCGGAUGCGCCGUCUGUCAAGGCAGCGCGCAAGUUCAAAGCUGCGAUUGCCGAGUGCUACUGGGACAGUGUGAGGAAAGAGGUGAUUCUGGAUGUUAAAGACCUCGGGCAGCUUAAGGGGCGGGCUAAGGAGAGGAUUCUCCAACCACAGCCAGAUGAUGUCGCGUUGGUUUUGCACACGAGUGGCACGACAUCAAGGCCUAAAGUUGUCCCUUUAACACAUCGCAACUUAACCAGGACGAUGAGGAAUAUUCAAGCCACCUAUCAGCUUACCGCGCAAGAUCGUACAAUGUUGGUUAUGCCGCUCUUCCAUGUUCACGGCCUUCUCUGUGCUCUCCUGGCUCCUCUUUACUCUGGCGGCUCCAUGAUCGUGCCGACUAAAUUCUCGGCUUCCGAUUUCUGGCAGGACUUUUCCACUUACGGGGCGAAUUGGUAUACCGCCGUGCCGACUAUACAUCAGAUCCUUCUGAAGGACCCAGCCCCAAGCCCCUUGCCGAAGAUUCGUUUUAUCCGCUCUUGCUCCUCGCCGCUGUCUCCAACAGUAUUCCACCAGCUAGAGGAGAAGUUUAAGGCGCCUGUGCUAGAAGCUUAUGCCAUGACUGAAGCCGCGCACCAAAUGACAUCUAACCCCUUGCCUCCGGCAAAGAGAAAGCCCGGCACAGUUGGUUUAGGCCAGGGUGUAGAAGUCAAGAUUCUCAACGAUGCUGGUGAUGAGGUACCGCAGGGCAGCGAGGGCGAGAUCUGCAUCCUAGGCGAAAAUGUAACCAAGGGUUAUCUCAACAACCCAACUGCCAAUGCGUCUGCCUUCACCAAGGGCGGUUUCUUCCGCACCGGCGACCAGGGCAAGAAGGAUGAGGACGGCUAUAUCAUUAUCACGGGUCGAAUCAAGGAGCUUAUCAACAAGGGUGGUGAAAAGAUCAGCCCGAUCGAGCUAGAUAACGUGCUAACGAGGCAUCCGUCUGUCUCGGAAGCCGUAAGCUUCGCCAUUCCCGACGAGCUUUACGGCCAAGAAAUCGGCGUUGCCGUUGUGCUGAAGAGCGGGGCCAAGCUAGAUCAAGACGAAUUGAAGGCGUGGGUUAGUGAGAAAUUGGCUAAGUUCAAGGUCCCCAAGAAGGUUUACUUCACCGAGAUCAUGCCUAAGACCGCGACAGGAAAGAUCCAGAGGCGCAUCGUGGCAGAGACGAUGCAGAAACAAGAAUCGCCCAAGGCGAAACUAUAGAGACAGUAUCCAAUUAUUGCAUUAUAUGGCUUACAAUAGAUGAUAUAUGCUUAGAUUAUAUACCUAUACAUUCCACGGCAUCAUGUACAAGUCAUGCAUUGGUUAGAUGUGCGGGGGUUUAUAGGGUAGAUGUAUUAGAAUAGAGGAUGAGGAUGAGGCAGAUGUAGCAAGUUGUAUAACUUUCAAGUACCUAGAAUUUACUGUUUUCGUUGUUUAAGACAUGAGAAGCGAGUUGAGU
This is a messenger RNA of Annulohypoxylon truncatum, 2032 nucleotides long. Its product is annotated as acetyl-CoA synthetase-like protein. Bases 244 to 1794 code for a protein of 516 amino acids. The record is from RefSeq and is a predicted model, not a curated record. NCBI's taxonomy places the organism in Eukaryota, Fungi, Ascomycota, Sordariomycetes, Xylariales, Hypoxylaceae. Gene Ontology annotation, biological process: fatty acid metabolic process. The transcript is spliced from 5 exons. Gene Ontology annotation, molecular function: medium-chain fatty acid-CoA ligase activity.